This is a messenger RNA of Arvicola amphibius (Eurasian water vole), 1593 nucleotides long. RefSeq names its product potassium inwardly rectifying channel subfamily J member 12 (gene Kcnj12). The transcript is spliced from 2 exons. Gene Ontology annotation, cellular component: plasma membrane. The record is from RefSeq and is a predicted model, not a curated record. Gene Ontology annotation, biological process: regulation of monoatomic ion transmembrane transport; potassium ion import across plasma membrane. Gene Ontology annotation, molecular function: inward rectifier potassium channel activity. The coding region runs from base 1 to 1593 and encodes 530 amino acids. NCBI's taxonomy places the organism in Eukaryota, Metazoa, Chordata, Mammalia, Rodentia, Cricetidae.
AUGACCCGCUGGACAUCCCUCAAGGCCUCUAGGUCACAGAAGCCUAGCUCCUGGGAUCUGGCAGCCUCCCCCCGGCGUCUGAGUACCCCAACCUUGACCACCUUACCCUGGAAGGCUCAGAAAUCUGGGGCUGAGAUGUCUUCCCAGAAUGGUCCCCUGGGUCCUCAGCCCCACCAACCCUCUGCCUCCUGGCCCAGACAGAAACAGCAUCCACCAUUACAGCCCCAAGCCUCAGCUACACAGACCCAUGAAGUGCCCCUGCCUGGAGUCAGCCUGGGGGCAGGCCAGGGUCCACCAGACCCCGGGAUGACCGCAGCCAGCCGGGCCAACCCCUACAGCAUCGUCUCAUCAGAGGAGGACGGGCUGCACCUGGUUACCAUGUCCGGUGCCAACGGUUUCGGCAACGGCAAGGUGCACACACGGCGCCGGUGCCGCAACCGCUUUGUCAAGAAGAACGGCCAGUGCAACAUCGAAUUCGCCAACAUGGAUGAGAAGUCACAGCGCUACCUGGCUGACAUGUUUACCACGUGCGUGGAUAUCCGCUGGCGCUACAUGCUGCUCAUCUUCUCCCUGGCCUUCCUUGCCUCCUGGUUGCUGUUUGGCAUCAUCUUCUGGGUCAUUGCUGUCGCCCAUGGAGACCUGGAGCCAACCGAGGGCCGUGGCCGUACACCCUGUGUGCUGCAGGUCCACGGCUUCAUGGCGGCCUUUCUCUUCUCCAUCGAGACACAAACCACCAUUGGCUACGGGCUCCGCUGUGUGACUGAGGAGUGCCCCGUGGCUGUCUUCAUGGUGGUGGCACAGUCCAUUGUAGGCUGCAUCAUUGACUCCUUCAUGAUUGGUGCCAUCAUGGCCAAGAUGGCACGGCCCAAGAAGCGAGCACAGACUCUGCUUUUCAGCCACAACGCUGUCGUGGCUCUGCGUGACGGCAAGCUCUGCCUGAUGUGGCGCGUGGGCAACCUUCGCAAGAGCCAUAUCGUAGAGGCCCACGUGAGGGCUCAGCUCAUCAAGCCCAGGGUCACGGAGGAGGGUGAGUACAUCCCGCUAGACCAGAUCGACAUUGACGUGGGCUUUGAUAAGGGUCUGGACCGUAUCUUCCUGGUAUCACCCAUCACCAUCUUGCAUGAGAUUGAUGAGGCCAGCCCUCUGUUUGGCAUUAGCCGUCAGGACCUCGAGACAGACGACUUUGAGAUUGUCGUCAUUCUAGAAGGCAUGGUAGAGGCUACAGCCAUGACCACGCAGGCUCGCAGUUCCUACCUGGCUAAUGAGAUCCUGUGGGGCCACCGCUUUGAGCCAGUGCUCUUCGAGGAGAAGAACCAGUACAAGAUUGACUACUCACACUUCCACAAGACCUAUGAGGUGCCCUCUACCCCCCGCUGCAGCGCCAAGGACCUGGUGGAGAACAAGUUCCUCUUGCCCAGUGCCAACUCCUUCUGCUAUGAGAACGAGCUGGCCUUCCUGAGCCGAGACGAGGAGGAUGAGGUGGCGACAGACAGGGAUGGCCGCAGCCCUCAGCCGGAGCAUGACUUUGACCGACUGCAGGCUGGCAGUGGUGCCCUUGAGCAGCGGUCCUACAGACGGGAGUCAGAGAUUUGA